AUGAGCUUCCACCUCAGCGCUGAAGACAUCCGUAUCGAGGAUGGCCAUAAGCUCGUUGCUCGACUCCGCAGAGACAAUGGUGAACUGCAAGACGCCGAGAUUGACCUGAACCAAUACCUCGGAAACGACAACGGCCACUUUCAAUGGGAAGGUGUCAACUUCUCUGAAUCCGCCGAGAAUGUUCACUUCGCUAUCGAGGGAGGCGGCGAGGUUCCUGUCCUCCGGGCUCGGUUGGCAAAUGUGGACGGCGAGUACCUAGAUGCUGACGUCAAUCUGUCUGAGCGUAUUGAAAAUAUUGAUGGCCGCUUCGAAUUCCAGUGA
Messenger RNA from Aspergillus udagawae, 321 nucleotides. Its product is annotated as CVNH domain-containing protein. The coding region runs from base 1 to 321 and encodes 106 amino acids. The record is from RefSeq and is a predicted model, not a curated record. Lineage: Eukaryota; Fungi; Ascomycota; Eurotiomycetes; Eurotiales; Aspergillaceae. The transcript has 2 exons.